Molecule: messenger RNA, 2005 nt
Organism: Vitis riparia (riverbank grape)
Lineage: Eukaryota; Viridiplantae; Streptophyta; Magnoliopsida; Vitales; Vitaceae
Product: protein ESKIMO 1
Exons: 6
Coding region: 293-1720 (475 amino acids)
Cellular component (GO): Golgi apparatus
Molecular function (GO): O-acetyltransferase activity
Source: RefSeq, a predicted model, not a curated record
CCAUAUCGUCCUAUUCAAGAACUCCUCCGAAAAGCACCAAACCCCCCAACAAAAUCAAAGCUUUGAAUUCACUCCUCUCUCUCUCUCUCUCUCUCUCUCUCAUGGUGAAGCACAAAAAAAGUAAGUAGUUAGCAAAGGAUUAUUGCGAGAAAGUCUGAGAAAAGACAACCCUCCAUCCACCAUACCCCAACUCAGUUUCUUGAAGACAACCAUCUCACCAAACACUCCAUUAAACAAACCCAUUGCAACAUCUCGCCGGAAAACAGCUCUCUUUCCAGCUGAAAUCGUCGCCAUGAAGCAAGCCGGGGGUGGCCGCAAGAGCAACAACCUCUCUGUCUUUGUGGUCGUCUUCUCCAUUUUUCUAUUUGGUUGCUUCAUGUACAAUGAGGACGUCAAGUCCAUUGCCGAGUUCCCAUUUUCAAGGCCCAUGGGGCAGGAAAUUCAAGAGGAUGGAUCCAAAUCCGGCGACCCAGUUCAAGAAAGUAACAGCAACGAAGUCGAUUCCACGGUUUGGAUCGGUUCGAGAAUGAAGCCCAGAUCACAGAUGUCUGAGGAGACCCAAGAACCGGAAAAUCUGUCGCUGACGGUGGCCAAGCAAGAAGAGAAGAAUAUCGAAUUGCCGGUGGUUGAAGAGGAAGAAGACGACUCAGACGUGGAGUUACCACCGGAGGAUUGCGAUGUCUUCAAUGGAGACUGGGUCUAUGACAACGUCACCCACCCACUCUACAAAGAAGAUGAAUGCGAGUUCCUUACAGAACAAGUCACCUGCAUGAGAAAUGGCAGACAGGAUUCCACCUACCAGAACUGGAGAUGGCAGCCCAGACAAUGCUCUAUGCCCAAGUUCAAACCAAGAUUACUGCUUCAGAAACUCAGAGGCAAGAGGCUCAUGUUUGUUGGAGACUCACUGAAUCGAAACCAGUGGGAAUCCAUGAUUUGUCUGGUUCAAUCCGUCGCGCCUCCUGGCCGGAAAAGCCUGACGAAGAAUGGGUCUCUCUCAAUCUUCAGAAUUGAUGACUACAAUGCUACGGUGGAGUUCUACUGGGCUCCAUUCCUUGUGGAGUCAAAUUCAGACGAUCCAACGAUGCACAGCAUUUUGAACCGCAUCAUCAUGCCCGAAUCAAUCGACAAACAUGGACAGAACUGGAAGGGAGUUGACUACCUGAUCUUCAAUACCUACAUAUGGUGGAUGAACACUUUCAAGAUGAAAAUACUACGAGGAUCCUUCGAUCAAGGGUCCACGGAGUACGACGAGAUCGAACGGCCGAUAGCGUACGGGAGAGUUCUGAGAACGUGGGCCCAGUGGGUCGACCAAAAUGUGGAUCCUAACCGCACAUCUGUCUUCUUCAGCAGCAUGUCUCCUCUCCAUAUCAAGAGUUUGGAUUGGGACAACCCGGAUGGCAUUAAAUGCGCGAAAGAGACGUACCCGAUUUUCAACCUCACGACCCGACUAGAUGUCGGUACCGAUCGGCGAGUCUUCGCCGUCGCUGUGAACGUGACUCAGUCGAUGAAGGUGCCGGUAUAUUUCGUUAAUAUUACGAGCUUAUCGGAGCUUCGGAAGGACGCCCACACCUCCGUUCACACCAUCCGGCAGGGUAAGUUACUGACGCCGGAGCAACAGGCCGACCCGAUGAACUUCGCCGAUUGCAUCCACUGGUGCCUUCCCGGGUUACCCGACAUGUGGAACGAGUUCCUUUAUUCACGUAUUAUCUCUCACUCUUGACAAUGGCGGACUCUCAAUUUUUUUUUUCCAUUUUUCUAAUUAAUUUCUGUAAGUUUUUUUUCUUAAUGUGGGGACCAUGGGGUUGAACCAAUUUUUAUUUUUUUUUCCUUUGAAUUUUGGGGUUCAGCCUAUUAAAGGGGGGAAAUUUUGGCAAAGCCUGAAAAUGAAGCUCGGGAAUGGGAAUGGGAAUGGGAAUGGGAAUGGGUAAAUGUGAAGAAAUUGUAAAAUGAAUUUGUUGAGAAGGAAAUAAAGUGAAUAGAAAGUUGUACGUAAUUUUGCAAAUUA